AGAAAUUUCACCCCUUUAAAGAUUGAAAAUGCUCACAGAUAUGAUAGAAGAAGAGUUUGACAUUAAGGAGGAAGAACCGUGGUACGACCAUCAAGAUCUCGAACAUGAUCUUCAUUUGGCCGCUGAAUUAGGCAAAAAUUUACUGGAGCAGAACAGAGAGUUAGAACAGAGACUCCAAGAGAUGUAUACCACCAACCAGGAGCAGCUACAAGAAAUAGAGCAUCUGUCCAAACAGGUGGAUUUGCUGAGGUCGGUGAAUGAUCAGCAUGCCAAGGUUUAUGAACAGCUAGACGUAACAGCCCGAGACCUGGAGCAGAAAAACCAAAGACUGCAUCUAGAGAACCGAGCUGCUCAGCAAAAGAUUGAAGGGCUCACAGAGACUGUGGAUGGUCUGCAGGUGCAGGUAGAUGAGCUCCAGCGAGGAAUGAAGAAAUUUGUUUCUCCAGAAUACAACCGGGCCAGUGCACACUCAGAAACCCCACAGCCUGAUAAUGUCCAGUGUCUCAAAUGCUGCAAGAAGUGCCAGUUGCACAAGUAUUCCCAUGAGCACUCCUAUUCAGCUUUGCGAGAGGAGGAGCACAUAGAUCUCCUGCGCUCCGUGCAUUCCCUGCAGACCGAGCUGAGCACAGAGCGUUCUCUGAGAGAGGUUGCAUGGCAGGAGGCGGGUGCUCUGGCGCACAACCUCAGCCAACUGGAGCCAAAACUGGCACUGCUGGGAGACUACAAGGAUCGCCUGGCUGAGAUGGAGGCUGAAGUUCAGGAGUUACGGCUUAUUUUGCUCUCCAACACCAGAGCUGAAGCCACAUGCACCCACAGCCAGUUGCCAGACCGUGUAUUCCUCUCCUCCAAGGAAGAAGUGGGUGGGGUCAGGCAGAGGGGGUGUGGUCUGAAGCACUCUAGCACUGUUAGUGAGGAUGGGCGGGGCUGUUUUAAGCAAGCUGAUGAUGUGAAGCAUCACGGCAUCUCUUUGCUGAACGAGGUGGAUGCCCAAUACAUGGCCCUGCAGGAGAAAUAUGCCACAUUGCUGCGCCACUGUGAGAGUGGGUUGGUGCAACAGAACCACAAAGCCGUUCAGACACCCGUCGCCAGCUCUGCCCAAACACACACACACUCUCAGGGCAUAAGUGCACAGGACAAUGCCCCGCUACCUGAGUAUAAAGUCCUGUUUCAUGAGAUUUUCACCUUUAUUCAAAAGAGCAAAAAGGACCUGAAGGGAAACGGGAUCAAGGCCAGUCAGGUUGAAUGAAGGACCAUUAUGCAUCUACUUAAGAUAUUCCAAACCCUUGAUGAACUUGGCUUCUCUGCUAAAGGGCAUUAUCUGACAGAAAUAUUUCAUCAGUAAGAUGGUUGCCUGAGCCAGCAGAAAGCUUAAAGGUAUGAAACAACAUGAUAGAACCAGCUUUCACCUGAAAUCACAUCUGCUUGCAUUUGCACUCUUUGAAACGUGGACUUAACAUUUACAUUUGUGCUAUACAUUUUUUCCCUAUUAAUCAAGCCCACAAACGUUUAACGCAAUGAUCCACCGCAGAGCUACGGAAACAAUUAAGGUACAGUUUAA
This is a messenger RNA of Triplophysa rosa, 1558 nucleotides long. RefSeq names its product cerebellar degeneration-related protein 2b (gene cdr2b). NCBI's taxonomy places the organism in Eukaryota, Metazoa, Chordata, Actinopteri, Cypriniformes, Nemacheilidae. Bases 29 to 1246 code for a protein of 405 amino acids. The transcript is spliced from 5 exons. The record is from RefSeq and is a predicted model, not a curated record.